This is a messenger RNA of Brenthis ino (lesser marbled fritillary), 1017 nucleotides long. Lineage: Eukaryota; Metazoa; Arthropoda; Insecta; Lepidoptera; Nymphalidae. The record is from the annotation of a GenBank genome assembly.
AUGAAAAAACCACCGGUCAUUUUGAUGCAUGGACUUCUCCAAAGUUCUGAAGCGUUUUUGGAUGCUGGACCUGAUGCUGGAUUAGGAUUUCUGCUGUCGGAUUCCUGUUAUGAUGUAUGGGUCGGUAAUGAACGGGGAAAUUAUUAUGGUAGACGACAUAUUAGUUUAAAUCCUGAUAAAGACCCAGACUUUUGGCAAUUCUCCGUUGAUGAAAUUGGUUCAUACGAUAUACCAGCUUUAAUAGACUAUGUCCUGAAAUAUACAAAAGAAACGAAGCUGAACUAUAUUGGAUAUUCUCAAGGUGCUAAAACAUUUCUAAUAAUGUGUUCUGAAAGACCUGGAUAUUGUGAUAAAGCAAACAUUUUAAUAGGUCUAGCUCCAGCUGCAAGGCAAACGCAUACUCGGUCCGUACCAUAUAGACUUGUAGUACAAUACAUAAUGCAAAUGGAACGUGUAUUUUAUGAUACCGGUUUUCAUGAAUUUUUAGCAAAGGGUUCCUUAAGUCAGGAGUUUCUGGAAUUCUUUUGUCAAUUUACUUCUAUAUCAGAAACCAUUUGUGGAACGGGUGAAGCUCUGUUUGAUUCAUUUCAUCCUGGAUCCAUAACAAAUAAAACCUUGCGUACAAUGUUCGGACAUUUUCCUGCUGGGACGUCAAUUCAUAACAUGGCUAGAUAUGGUCAAAGCACGAGGACGCCGCGUUUUCAGAAGUUUGAUUAUGGAAAGUUAAAAAAUUUAGAGUUAUAUGGCAGUGAACAGCCACCAAGUUAUAAUCUUAGUGCAGUGACAGUACCAUUAAUGGUGUUGUAUGGUAAAAAUGACCAUUUAGUGGACACUAAAGACAUUUACUGGUUGAUAAAAAGAGUGCCAAACGUGUUAGAGGCGAAAGAAGUGUCGAAUUCCUUAUGGAACCACUUCGACUACGCCUACAGCCAAUAUAACAGGGAACUGUUGCUUCCUAAAAUUAAUGAAUAUUUAUUAAAAUAUAGUAGAGUAGUUAAAAACUUAAUUACGUGUUUC